AAUCUUGCAGUUAUAGCUCUUAUUGCUAGAUUUAUCAUCACUCCACUAGUUGUUAUUGUGUUCCUCAUCCAUAAGUAUAGAAAAGAAAGAAAGCCAGUAGAUAGAGUGGAAAAUUUUCUACGGAAUCAGCAAUCUUUGAUGCCCAAAAGGUACUCUUACAAUGAUCUAAUGGCAAUGACAAACCAUUUCAAGGAUCAAUUGGGGAAAGGCGGUUUUGGAUCCGUUUACAAAGGGCAUCUCCCAGGAGGCUUCUUGAUUGCUGUCAAAAUGCUCGAAAACACCAAAUUUAGUGCACAAGAAUUCAUCAACGAGGUCUCAACAAUCGGUAGGAUUCACCAUGUCAAUGUGGUACAAUUAUUGGGAUUUUGCUCAGAGGGGUCAUAUCGCGGUCUUGUAUAUGAAUACAUGCCUAAUGGUUCACUUGACAAACACAUCUUCUCGAAGGAAGGAAAGACUCAGUCGUUUACUUGGGAGAAACUCCUCGAAAUCGCUCUAGGAACUGCUCGAGGUAUUGAGUAUCUACACUGCGGAUGUGAUGUAUGCAUUCUUCAUUUCGACAUUAAGCCUCACAAUGUUCUUUUAGACCAAAAUUUCGUCCCAAAAGUAGCGGAUUUUGGGCUUGCGAAAUUUUACCCAAAGGAGUAUAAUCCUAUGUCCAUGAGUACCACAAGAGGAACAAUAGGGUACAUAGCACCUGAGUUGAUUUCAAGGAAUUUUGGAGCAGUCUCGAGUAAAUCAGAUGUAUACAGCUUUGGCAUGUUGUUGUUGAAAAUGGCUGGAGGAAGAAAGAAUGUUGAUGCAAAGGCAAAAAGCUCAAGCGAAGUUUACUUUCCGUCAUGGGUUUAUGAUCAUCUAACCGUAGGAGGAGGGGAUUUAGAGCUUGUGAAUGUGAGUGAGAUUGAAAUAGAGAUUGCGAAAAAGUUAUGUAUAGUUGGGCUAUGGUGCAUUCAAGUGAAGGCAUCAGACCGUCCAUCAAUGAUCAGAGUGGUGGAGAUGUUAGAAGGAAGCAUUGAUGAUUUGCAAAUGCCUCCAAAGCCUUUAUGGUCUUCACCUCAACGUUUGUCGGUACAAGAGACCCAAUCAAACGCUUCAACAGAUUGGCAGACAUCCGAGUCCAUGGAGGAAUGCUUGUAUGGUGACAAUAAUAAUGUUUAUUCACACCAAUAUAUUGUUUAAUGGCAACAAAUGAUUGUAGUUUUCUUUCUUCUUCUGGGUUGGGGAGGCACAGUUGAACUACACAUAGAAACCGGUUUGUGUUCUCUGUCCGACUCUAUAACUGGUUUCUAUAUUUCUAGCAUUAUUGCUUUCGACAACAAUAAAAUGCAAUCAAAAUGUCCUUUUUUUCUUGGGAAUGUUUUUUUUUGUGGUUGAGCUCAAAUUUAUGCUCACAUUUGUCAAGUUAUUAUGCCCCAUAUAAAUUGCCUUGUCAUAUUGUUGUAUUUUUAUGCUGGUGUAAAGAGUUUCAAUUUGAGGAAUA
This is a messenger RNA of Camellia sinensis, 1477 nucleotides long. The record is from RefSeq and is a predicted model, not a curated record. Lineage: Eukaryota; Viridiplantae; Streptophyta; Magnoliopsida; Ericales; Theaceae.